AUGGCCGAUGAAAAAUAUGAAAUCAUAACACGGGGACUGCAGGAAGUGCUUGGAGGCGACUUGAUCAAAUCCAUCCUCGCGGAGGAGGGCAGAACACUCAAGGGCUACUUUGGAACGGCAACCACUGGCAGACCUCACAUUGGAUACUUCGUUCCGCUCAGGAAAAUCUCUGAUUUUUUACAAGCAGGGGUGGAGAUGACUAUUCUAUUCGCGGACAUCCAUGCUUUCCUCGAUAACAUGAAAGCACCUAUCGAGCUCGUUCAGCAUCGCGUCAAAUAUUAUCAAGCUUUACUCACCGCGGUCUUCAAGUCUCUCGGGAUACCCACGUCCAAGCUUAAAUUCGCCCUUGGGUCAGACUACCAACUAUCGCGGGAGUUUAACAUGGACAAUUACCGGCUCUGUGCGACAGUCACAGAGCAUGACGCGAAGAAGGCCGGUGCGGAAGUCGUGAAGCAAGUGGACAGCGCACUACUCAGUGGUCUGCUCUAUCCGGGCCUGCAAGCGCUAGACGAGCAGUACCUUGGCGUGGAUUUCCAAUUUGGUGGUGUUGACCAGAGGAAAAUCUUCACUUUUGCUGAGCUUUACCUCCCACGAUUAGGCUACGCGAAACGCGCCCAUCUAAUGAACGCGAUGGUGCCCGGUCUCGCCGGCGGGAAGAUGUCAUCCUCGGACCCCAACUCCAAAAUAGACUUCUUGGACACUCCGGAAGCUGUCCGCAAAAAGAUCAAGCUGGCGUUCUGUGAGGAGGGCACUGUGGAGGGCAACGGGGUCUUGGCAUUCGUUGAGGCUGUCUUGAUCCCGAUAUCGAAACUGCGGAUUGAGAACAUCAAGACUGGUGGGUCGAUAUUGGACACACCAUUGGAACCGUUUGUCGCUGCUGGCGCACCGGAAGGGACCGUAUUCUCGAUCGAGCGCGACGAAAAGUUCGGUGGACCAAUGCACUACGCAUCCUACGAAGAGCUUCGGGACUCGUUUGCAUCCAAGGCUUUACAUCCCGGCGACCUGAAGGCAUCUGUUGCAGCUACCAUCAACAAGCUACUCGAUCCAAUAAGAAAGGCGUUCGAAGCGGAUCCAGAGUGGCAGGCGGUCGAAAAACUUGCGUAUCCUGACCCCAACGCAAAGGAAAAGAAGCAAAAAAAAGGUCAAAGUAUAUCACCCCCCGCCUCCAGGCAAAGGCAAAAAUGCAAACGCCCCACCACCGGCCGCAGAGCAAGCUGCAACUGA
Mycena indigotica is the source of this 1224-nucleotide messenger RNA. RefSeq names its product Tyrosine--tRNA ligase. The coding region runs from base 1 to 1224 and encodes 407 amino acids. Gene Ontology annotation, biological process: tyrosyl-tRNA aminoacylation. Lineage: Eukaryota; Fungi; Basidiomycota; Agaricomycetes; Agaricales; Mycenaceae. Gene Ontology annotation, molecular function: tyrosine-tRNA ligase activity; ATP binding. The record is from RefSeq and is a predicted model, not a curated record. The transcript is spliced from 7 exons.